Messenger RNA from Pteropus alecto (black flying fox), 3373 nucleotides. It is a transcript of the gene CHAC2, whose product is annotated as ChaC cation transport regulator homolog 2. The transcript has 3 exons. Gene Ontology annotation, biological process: glutathione catabolic process. Gene Ontology annotation, cellular component: cytoplasm. The record is from RefSeq and is a predicted model, not a curated record. The coding region runs from base 116 to 670 and encodes 184 amino acids. Gene Ontology annotation, molecular function: glutathione specific gamma-glutamylcyclotransferase activity; gamma-glutamylcyclotransferase activity. Lineage: Eukaryota; Metazoa; Chordata; Mammalia; Chiroptera; Pteropodidae.
GGCUACUGCGCAGCCGGUAACUUGCCUCCGGCAAGGAGCACUCCCCGCCCUCACCUCGGGGACUACAGCGGAGGGGUUGACCGCAGCCGUGUGGAGACAGAGGUGCAAGGAAAAGAUGUGGGUUUUUGGUUACGGGUCGCUGAUCUGGAAGGUAGACUUCCCCUAUCAGGACAAGCUGGUCGGAUACAUCACAGGCUACAGCAGGCGCUUCUGGCAAGGCAGCACAGACCACCGCGGGGUCCCCGGCAAGCCUGGAAGAGUUGUGACUCUUGUUGAAGAUUCUGGGGGUUGUGUAUGGGGUGUUGCUUACAGAUUGCCAGUAGGAAAGGAGGAGGAAGUAAAAGCAUACCUUGACUUCAGAGAGAAAGGAGGCUACAGGACCACAACAGUCAUUUUUUAUCCAAAAGAUCCCACAACAAAACCAUUUAGUGUGUUGCUUUAUAUUGGAACAUGUGAUAAUCCUAAUUAUCUUGGUCCUGCACCUCUGGAAGACAUUGCUGAACAAAUUUUUAAUGCAUCUGGUCCAAGUGGAAGAAAUACAGAGUAUCUUUUUGAACUCGCAAAUUCUAUUAGGAACCUUGUGCCGGAAGAUGCAGAUGAGCAUCUUUUCUCUUUGGAAAAAUUAGUAAAGGAACGUUUAGAAGGAAAACAGAACCUCAAUUGCUUAUAAAGACUUAAUCAUUGACUUUUCCAAAUAAGCACAACUUUUAGUCUUUAGAAAACAGUUUUUGCACAAUGGCAGUAUGAUUUGGAAACGUGCUUACUUGAAGAUCUUAUUUAUUUUUAAUGUUAUAGUCAAGAUAUCAGAAUUUAUAGUUUAAUUGCAAGUAUCCUAAAACAUUCAAAAUAUUAAGGUAUAGUUAAAGAAAAAAUUCAAGUUUUAAUAUUAUGAUUUCCUAAUUAUAUGAUAUUGAACAUUUACUCAUGAGAAGUGAAUUCUUUAGAAAAAUACAAUGAAGGAUGCAGUUCAAGCUUGUUUUUAACACAGUAAAAAUAAUUCUGUUGUUUCAGAUCACAGUACUAUUUUGAAGUUGUAGAGAAUGAAAAUAAAAGUCCAGUAAAUAAGGUUUUACCUUCAGUACAUUCCUAUACAGUAAUUCUGUAACCAUGGUUUAAAAUAUACAAGCUUCAAAUAAUAAUUAGAAAUACACAGUAAUUUAGAUAAGAUUUCAUCCUUGAUUAUGAAUUUCCUGUUGAUAAUAAAUGAAACCCUUUCCAAUUUAAGCACCCAAAAUAGCAUUUUUAAUAUAAAAAUGUCCUUGGAAUUAUAAUGUUCUAUACCUCUCUUCUGAAUAAAUGCAUUUUACUCAUGGAAGAAACUCAUUCAGCUAAAAAAGCAAAAAUGACAUAAUACAAAUCACAUCCACUGAAUGUAGCCUGUUAUUUACUUUGUUAACCUUAUACUAAAAUUUUUUUUAAAAAAUGGGCUUUCUAAUACAAAUUAACAAACAUAUAUAAUGAAAGUUUAGUGUUUGAAAUGGCUUUUAGAAUUGUAAUUUUUAAAAGUGGCAUUACCUGAUUAUUUUGUACACAGCUUUUUUUUCUGCUUCUAUCUCGUCACCUAAACAAAGGUAUCCGUUGAAUAAUAGUGUUGACAAUGCUCAAGUAGGAAAUAUACAUGUACGUUAUUAAUUCAUGUAGAAUUAGCCUUGAUUCAAACUAAUCAGAUUAUUUGAUUAUAGGUGAUUCCUUUCUCAACAGGAUAGUCUCUCUAAAAAUCUUUCAACAUGAAAAGAAUUUCAGUAUAUUAAAUCUAAUAUGAAACUUAAUAAAAAUUCCUCAAACCAAAGCACAGCUAAUAACAGAAUAAAAUAAAGCUGUCCUACAUAGUAGGAACAGUACUCCUUUUCAUGUUUUUCUAUUUAUUGACACCUUAUUUGGUAAUUUACUCAGCUAUACAGCUCUUUGAACAUCUUCCAACAUUUUCAAUAUUAGUUUUCCAGAAAGCAUUUCACUUAUCCUGUACAACAGGAAAGGUAUAAACAUUCAUUAAUGAGUAUCUCAUAAGAAUGUGCCAGGCACUUGACAUAUGGAAGCAUUUCCUGGAUAACGCCUCUGAGCCUGUUUCCAUAGUAACUUGUACACAGUUACACAUCUAAUAAGUAGCAUAAAGCCAGGUUUCUCUGACUCUUAAGCACAAGAUAUUAAGCACAAUAUAUUUAAAAAUCCACCUGAACUUAACUAUCUUCACUACCCUACAUCUUCGGGAGGUAAGCAAGAUUAAUAUUUUGUAUAAUGAAAUAGUACAUAGUAUAUAACUUGUUACAUAAAGAUGUUAGAGUUAAUUUUGAUAGAUGUAUAUAGAUUCCCACAAAUAAGCUUAUCCAAGAUUUACAUGCUAUAAUUCACAAUCAUCACACAUGUGAAUCCACAGAUCUGUGCUUUUAUUUUACAAACCUAGGUCCAAAGGAGUUUGUCACUCUACUAUUUAACAUAUAACUGUGUUAACAAAAUAUCAAGGGGGAGGGAUUACUUUGUGAUCUCCACUUUAUAUGUCUUUCUAGCUUUCAGUCGGAAGUCAGACAAACUAUAUGAAUAUAUACGUGGGAUACCAUCAACAUUUAUAGGGAGGCCUCAUUCCAAAGAGCCCAGGGACAGGGAUAUUCAUUUUCACUGAGAUGGGGAGAAACAUGCCUAUAAUGGAAAAAUUAAACAGUGCUGAAUUAGAAGCUAUGGUUUGGAGCCUCCAAAUCAGCAAAAAUCAUAACAAAGGUACUAUCUAGAGCAUAACUUAUUUUUGUUAGCAAAACCGUAAGUCUCUCUUUUUCAGCCCUUGGAACUCACUUUAAAAACAUUUUCUCUGUCCUAAUCACAUAAAACUCAGAUUCUCAUUCCUCAGAGUACAAAUAGGUGUUAAGUUUGAAGAAUUCAAGAAAAGUAUGAGUGUAAACCCUACACUGAGGAAAGAAACUUGUAAUACAAAUUUCUGAUGGAGUAGAUUUUUAAAAAUAAGUCUUUCUACUCCUACUCCAGGCCACUAUUAUAUUCCCUUUUCCCACUUCCAAACAACACAUUCACUCUUCAAUCUAUCAAGAACUAUAAACAAACACCAUUUUAUUGAUACCACCUCCGUACACAAAAAGUUGAUCAUUUAGGGAAACAAAGGUGGUUGUGAUGUUAAUUCAGAAUAUUUGAAAGCAUGAAUAUGACCCAUUCCUUUAAGACUGAUUUGAAAAGUUGACCACUGUCUAUAGAUAUGCAUGUCACCUUAAAUAGGAAAAAUAUAUAUCUUUUCAUUUUCUACUAAUGAAGUGUCUGAAAUAUGUAUUAUUUUACAUUUUGAAAGUGUCAUUUGAUUUUAAUAUAUGUAAAGCAUUACACAGUAGCUGAUAUAAUACCCAAUAAAUGUUCUCUAAUAGUAUUUUAUAUUGUA